UCACCCCAAAACACAUCUCUAUCACCGCCUUUAAUGCCGCCCUUACAUGCAACUUCCUUACAAGCAGUUGCAGCUCAACAGGCAAGUGUACCGCCAAAUUAUGUGGCAACAUCUCAACCUCCAGCGCAGCAUCCACACUCAGCAAGUGCCGUGCUGUACCCAAGCGCCGCUUACAGUGAUCAUGGCUUCCUACAAAUGACACUCGGCUACUUGUCACCCUCAUCGGGUGCUUAUAAAUCAGUGGAUCCAUACUUUCUUUCGCAAGCCGGACUUUUUGGAAGUGGACAUUUGUUUGGUGGUGCAGGCUGCGUACCGGAAUUGGCACUCGGUUUGGGUAUGGGUGUGAAUGCGUUGCGACAUUGUCGCCGACGCAAGGCACGCACUGUUUUCAGUGACCCUCAAUUGUCUGGGCUAGAGAAGCGAUUUGAAGCACAACGUUAUUUAUCAACACCCGAACGAGUUGAGUUGGCCACCGCAUUGGGCUUAAGUGAAACACAAGUGAAGACAUGGUUUCAGAACCGUCGUAUGAAACACAAGAAGCAAAUGCGAAGGCGAGAUGCAACAAAUGAACCUGUUGACUUUUCACGUACUGAGGGUGGCAAUAGAAACGAUUCGAAUAGUCUUGGCACAGCAUCAGCAUCUUCGAAUGCUUCAACAUCAAGUGCAAAUGGCACGUCACAGUGUAACAACACCAAUGGCAGCAAUCACAACGCCAGUAUAACAGCCAGCAACGACAGUAACGGUCAUAUCUGUGGCAUAGAAAAAUCCUUUAGUGCGCAAGCAUAUACACAACAGCAACAACAACAACAACAGAUACAUCUUCAGCAACAUCAACAACAACAACAACGCAACAAUGGCGUCAGUACACACCAUCAUCAACAACAUAAUAUCCAACAAAAUCAGCAACAUUUGCAAAUGUUAAGACACAUAUCGACUGGCAACAUCGACAGUGCAGUGGGGUUUAUGCAGCACGAUUACUCAAACGACGAUUAUUCAGACAUAGAUGAAGAUAUCGACGAGGAUGAAGACGAUGACGGCAGUGAUGUUGAUAUUGUUGGAGACACAAAAUUAUAUCACUUAACGUGAAUGUUUUAUAUUUAGAGACACAAAGAAAUUAAUUUGUAAAUAAUACAAUAUAAAGAAUAUAUCCACAACUGCAAUUAAUAGGAAUUUAACACGAUUCGCA
Messenger RNA from Teleopsis dalmanni, 1186 nucleotides. Its product is annotated as brain-specific homeobox protein. The transcript is spliced from 3 exons. Bases 34 to 1086 code for a protein of 350 amino acids. Gene Ontology annotation, molecular function: DNA-binding transcription factor activity, RNA polymerase II-specific; DNA binding. Gene Ontology annotation, biological process: regulation of DNA-templated transcription. The record is from RefSeq and is a predicted model, not a curated record. NCBI's taxonomy places the organism in Eukaryota, Metazoa, Arthropoda, Insecta, Diptera, Diopsidae.